Molecule: messenger RNA, 2071 nt
Organism: Chelonia mydas (Green sea turtle)
Lineage: Eukaryota; Metazoa; Chordata; Testudines; Cheloniidae
Product: circumsporozoite protein-like
Exons: 2
Coding region: 192-866 (224 amino acids)
Source: RefSeq, a predicted model, not a curated record
AAUGUAACCAAUGCAAUCUGCUUGCUUGAGUUUGGAAGCUUGUCCCUUGCUUCAGAGCUUCAGCCAGUUACCUCCAGGGGUCAGGAGGAAUAUUUUUCCCAAUGAACAAUUGGUUAAAUGUAUUUUGGGUGGUUUAUUUUGCCCUCCUCUGAAGCAUCGGUGACUGACCACAGUUGGAGACAGGACAUUGGAUGAGGCGGAUCAGAGCUCUGAGAUGCUACAGAGAAUCUUCUGGCUUAGAUGUCGGGCUGCUGUGCCUUGUUCAUCUGCUCAGGGUCAAACUGAUUGCCAGAUUUGGGGUUGGGAAGGAAGGACCUAAAUCACAGCCCAGGCCUGUGCAUGCUGGAAACGAUGUUGCCUCAAUUAUUAAAGACUGUGUUCCUCUGAAAGAUGGGAACUAUAUUCCUCAGGAUGACAGGGACUGCGUCCCUCCAGACUUUGACGACUGCGUCCCUCCAGACUUUGACGACUGUGUUCCUCCAGACUUUGACAACUGUGUUCCUCCAGACUUUGACAACUUCAUCCCCCCAGCCUUUGACGACUGUGUUCCUCCAGACUUUGACGACUGUGUUCCUCCAGACUUUGACGACUGUGUUCCUCCAGACUUUGACGACUUCAUCCCCCCAGCCUUUGACAACUGUGUUCCUCCAGCCUUUGACAACUGUGUUCCUCCAGACUUUGACAACUUCAUCCCCCCAGCCUUUGACAACUGUGUUCCUCCAGCCUUUGACAACUUCAUCCCCCCAGCCUUUGACAACUGUGUUCCUCCAGCCUUUGACGACUGUGUUCCUCCAGCCUUUGACAACUGUGAUCCCUCAGAAUAUGACGACUGUGGUCCCCCAGCCUUCAAUGACUCUGGUCUAUAGAUGGCAGGAACUAUACUCCUGUGGUCAAUGGGGACCAUAUUCCUCUGGAUUUUGGGGAUUAAGUCCCUCUGGACAUUGAAGACUAAGUAGAAAGAUGGAGCUGAAUGAAGGGAACAAGCCAGGGUUCUACUGCCAACAGAGAUUGAAACAAAAUUUCCGGAGGACGUAUCUGAAGAUCUUCACAUUAGAUUUUGCCAGGUCAUAUGUAGCAUGUGCCUGUUGAUGGUAUAACUGUAAAAUCUGACUGUUGGAUCCACAUGUUGUCUCUCAUCUGGUGAUGGGCCAACCUCCAAAUUCUGGAUUAUCCAAACCCUGUAAUGCUUAUCCAUUCCUUAUUCAAGUUAUCCAAACCUCUUGAGUCUGAAGAAUUGGGCUGGUAAGCUUAAGAGAACCCAUCAUCUAUAGCACUUUAGUUUGCAGUCAUGGAUGUAAACACAGAGAAAGGAGCUUUGCUCGUUAUAUUUCAGCACUUCCAGUUCUGAGCCCAGUUGCAUACCAAACACAGAAAAUAAAUUCAAAUUGUUGGGAAUCUCAAAAAAAGGUUUGGUUUCACUUUUGUUUCUAAAAACAAGGGAUGGUUUAGAGAUGAGAAGGAUUUCCUAGUUUUCUGGACCUAUGUGCUUAGCCCUCAUCUCGACGCCAGUCUUCUUUUCUGCUUAAUCCACGAGUGAAUGUGGGAAGAGGGGAAUAUCAAAGUCAAGCUGCCCCAUCUCAGUGGAUCGGAUUGCUUGGUGUUGCUCCUAGCAUGGCAUUUCGGGCCAAAUAGGCUGUAGUUUAAUGUAGUGAAGUUAGACAGAGGUUUAUCUCAUGCGUUGGUUUGUUUAACUGUAUAAACAAUAUAUCUGGUAAUUUAUUCUGCUAAAGUCACAUUAAAAAGGAAGCUACAUUGAACUUAUGCCUGGCUAGAGGCUGAACACAGGGUUAUUUUGACAAAAAGCCAUUGAAUUGCUAGCAAAUUGUCUGAAUUUUAAGCAUAUACUGUUGAACUUGUGAUAAUUUACAUCCUUAAUAAUUUGAUACUGUAUUUCUUGAGCGUCUUAGAGUGUAAAAACACCUCUGUUAAAGGUGUGUAAUUUUUAUUAUAAUAAAGCUUUUCACUUCUAUUUUGUAGUGUGGUGUAUGUGCCAGCUAUUAAAGUGUUAAUUUGUUUUUUAUAUGGCAGCAGAAACAAUGUCAUGUCCUUUUGGGUAGGACCAGACAGUGAA